This is a messenger RNA of Durusdinium trenchii, 2430 nucleotides long. Lineage: Eukaryota; Dinophyceae; Suessiales; Symbiodiniaceae. The record is from the annotation of a GenBank genome assembly.
GAGCCUGAUCACUCCUCGGCUUCGACCUGGAACAGCCUCAAGGGCCCCGUGAAGGGCGUGAAGUACAGAGGAGGACAGCCUCCACCCGCUCCUGUUUGGCACUACGAGAAGGGUGACUUGGCUGCCUAUAAGAAAUGGAAGAGACGAGUUGAAAUGUGGCUCGUACAAGUUGUCAACUAUGUCCCAAAGAAGGAGGCAGGCAUCUUGCUGUUCAACUCCCUUCGCGGGGAGUUGGAAGCGGAGCUGGAAGACGCACCGAUCGACAAGAUCUACGACGCCGACGGCGUGACCUACAUCCUCAGCGUCAUCCAGCGGGCAGUGGAGACCCGUUCGGUCCACCUCAAGCGACAGCUGUUGAACAACUAUGAACACAUCACACGCUCUCCUCAAGAGAGCAUGAGAAGCUUCCUGAACAGGUACCAGCGCUCCGAGCGCGCACUCACCACCGUGGGCAUCCGCGUCCAUGAUAUGUAUGAUGGAGAAGCUCGUGGAGCAAGAGUCUUGGAAAGAUGCAAGCUGUCCAGUGAACAUCAACGUCAAGUCCUCAUCGGCACUGGACAAUCUUUGGACUUCGAGGGGAAAGGCAAGAGCAAGUCCAACCUGCCGCCACGGCAGACCUAUGUGACUGAGUUCAAUGAGCCCGAGACCAUCCACGAGGAGCCGGACCCGGACACCACCGAGGUGAAUGAUGAUGAUGGAGAAGAAGAUGAUCAGCCCGACAAUGAGGCUGACGAAGAGGCUGACGAUGGCGGCUCCUGGGAUGACGACCCAGAGGUCGCGGAGAUCCUGACGAUCACUGCUCGCAAGCUGGCCGGAGUCACGCAGGCUCGCAAGUAUGGCUCAGGCACCAAUCCCAUGCCCAAGAAGACCAUCGCAGAGAGGAAGCGGAACACGCGCUGUUCUGCAUGCGGCCAACAAGGCCACUGGGCUGGAGAUGCUGAAUGUUCAGCCAGCGGCAAAGGAAGCAACAAGUCCACCACCUACAGAGAUGGCGGCAAGAACACCGGCGGCGGCAAGGGUGAGAAGGGCAAAGCAAAAUUUGUGCAUUUCCUCAACCACUAUGGUGGCCAUGAGGAUGAUGAAGCAGAGCCUCAACAUGUUGCUCAUGCUGUGUUGGUCUCACAGUUGACCAACUUUGAAGUGUGCCUCACCGAUGCCACAAAAGCAGCCGGGUUCAUCAUUUUGGAUACUGCAUGUCAAAGGCUUUGUGCAGGGCAUUCAUGGGCUGAAGCUCAGAAGGGAAAACUCAAUACCUGGUCCAUCUACCCCCUGGAGUAUGCCACCACAGAGUUUUUCGAGUUUGGUAGAGGGGAACCCAUCAAGUCCAACUAUGCCCUGUACUUUCCAGUUUGUUUCGGCAACCACCUUUGCAUCAUGGCACCAUGCAUAUUGCAAGCACACAUUCCAUGCCUUGCCAGCCGUACUUGUUUGCAAGAUGUUGGAGCUGUUUUGGAUUUGUCACGACAAGUCGCACGGCUUGAGUUGUUUGAUGUCACACUCCCCCUCACCAUGGUGAACGGCCACCUGGGUUUGGAUGUUUCAGUUUUUCAGGAGCAGCAGCGUUGUUUUUCUUGCUGGCACCACCACCAUGAAGAGAUCAAGCAAGCGUGUCACGACGGCCAAGUUCGUGAGUUCCUUUCAUACCCGCUUCUUUUUGCACCUCAAGCUCAGCCGCACCUCGAGGAUCGUGCAUCCACCGCGGCACAUGGAAGUGAGCAAGCCACCUCCGCCAUUUUGGCUGUGGCGAUGGAAGCACCUUGCUCAAAGACUUCUCCAAUGGGCUCGGCAAGCCCAGAGAUUCCUGAGAAGGGAACCAGCGCAGGCAGCAGUCGCUUCAUCAUCGACGGCUCUGAUGGCAUCUACACCGAAGAACAAGGGAACAAGCACGGGAGUUACGCCCAGCGCAUGGCCUGCGUGAUCAAGUGGAAGUGGAACCAAGAAGCCCAAGGAUGGGUGCACUUCGAAAAAGCAUCCACCUCCUCACACUUGCCACUACCUUCAUUGGACACUGUCUUGGACAGUUCAUGGAGCCAACAAGCAUCGGCCUAUCCGGCCAGCAGCGAACAACUGCCGCUCCCACCUCGUGGCAAGACUACGGCACCGACAACAACCUCUCAGGCGGCAAAGACAUCUGGCCCGAUCUCAAGGGGCAAGGGCAAGGGCAAGAAUUCCGGCACGGUCGUGCAGGACUAUCAUCAACGCCACGGACCUCCUCAUGGGCACAUCCCACUGACUCCCACGGCGGCACCUCAGCAAAGCACCGACCUGGAGGAGGACCUCGAACGAUGGCUGAACCGAUACGAGGAGUUCGAGGAGGGAGCCAUGGAUCCACGACUUCCGGAAGGCUGGAACCCGGCCUGGGAGCAGCACUUCCACGAUCCACUGGAGGAGGAGAUCGAAGACUACGACUGGGAAGGGCUCGAAGCUUGA